CCAGAGAUGAGCGGAACUACCAACCUACCUAAAAGUGCCUAGAGACACAUUACAUAUCCUUGUUAGGUGUCUGUAUUCUUUAUGAAUGCCAAUUACAGUUUACAGGCACAGCUAUAUUCCGGAACUUUUGAAGAAAUUGGCGGAAAGUUCAAUUGUUUCUUUUUGUUUUGCCGCUCUAGCCUCUAUGUAUAAGUUGACAUUAUUAUAUGCCAACACUUCAGGCAGACAAAUGAAACAUAGCAGCCAAGUUGUCAAUUCGUGGGUUGACCCGCAGGUCGACCCACUUUGACCCUGACCUGGUGAGAAAAACGAGUCGCAUAUACCCGCCGGGUCGACCGCUAUAAGGUACUGGGUUGAAGGUCAAAUUGUGUCAUUUAUUUCUUUGGUUUGCGAAAUGUGCAUAUUUUCCGAUUUUUCUUUUCGCCUAACUCAAUCUUUGGAAUCCUAAGUUGAAUAUUUGAAUAUUGAUGUAUAUAAGUGUGUGUGAAUUUUCACUUUAUGCUAGAUCUAAGUACGAUAUGUUAUUUUGGUGUAAUAUUAUAUGUUAUAACUCAUAUGUUAGAUUAAAUUUGAUAUAAUUUAUAAGAAAAAGUACAAUAUAAUGACUCUUUCUAUAUUUCCGGGCCAAACCGGGCUAAAACGAUUGACCCAUUAACCCUUGAUCUACUAGCUCAACCGAGUCCGGGUCAACCCGCGGGUUGACAACCUUGUUAGCAGCCAAUGCCAAUGCCACCAAAAAGCUGGGAAACUGGAAUGUCUUCGAAAUAAUCGUUUGGCACGCGAGAACCGAUGCAAAUUGUACACAAAAUGAGGUGGCAGGGAACAGUGCCGCCUCAUCCACAAGACGAAGAAGAAGAAGAAUAAGGCGAAUUUUUGUUAGUCUUACAUCCAAAACAAAUUCCUGCGGUCCAAAACGAAUUAACUUGUGAUUAGUCGAAGUUUUGCGUUGUUUGCAUAAUUAUCAUCAAAAGUGAUUACUGAUGAUGGGUACAUUUGAUCGGUUUCGUGCGAAAGAAACUAUAGAGCAUAUUGAUGAUGUUCUUUCUUAGGGGCUGGCCUCUUCACUCUUCAGUUCAGCAUUUCUCGUGCGCUCAUAUACCUGGCCAAAAAAUCCUGACAUUUGGAUAUUGCCCGAACCCAUUUUAGUUUGGGUCAAAAUUAUAUUUGAGUGAUUUUAUUUAUGAGAGAUCUGUAUUCAAUAUUUUAGUUUGAAUAUCUAAACUGGAUAUUGUAUUAAGUACCAAAAAAAAAUGGAUACCCGAUUAUUAUGCAACUUUUGCUUUAUAUUUUGUAAUGAAAUAAAUAGAAAGGUGGAAAUGCAACGCUAAAGAUGUAAUUGGCGCUAAAAUAAGGUUUUUUUUUUGUGUAUACAAGUAAACAAUUAAUAAUAAAUUGAUUAGUUGACCAAUUUUUAAAAAAAUCGUUCAAGAUUAACUUCAUAUAUGAUAAAUGUCACUUUUUUACGUAGCUUGUUGUUGCAAGAGAUAUCGAUACUAAUUUCAUAAGGGAAAGCUGGAGGAUGGCAGCAACGUGGAAGCUUGAACGAGAAUGGAGACACCGGCGGCAAUGGAAGGGUGGAGCGGAGGGUAGAGAGAUGUGAGGCAGGGGUUGGGAUUUUUUCCCCUCUCGACACUCAACGUAACAAACAGAAAAAAGAGGGGAAGAAUUGCAAAUUAAAAGGGGUAAGAGGAUGAACGAGUUUUAGAAUUAGCGGAUAUGGAUUUUUCAUUUUUGUCCAAUCAAAAAAAGGGAAAGUGAUGGAAAAAAUGUGUAUGCAAAUUACCGAAUGAGUAAUAAUCAGAAGUACACUGUCGUUCCACAGGUAUCAUUACAACUCUACAUUUGAGGAUUAAAAUUAAGAAACUGAAGAAUAAAAAAAAAGUGGUUUAUGUAAAUUAAAUAUAAAUCAAUAACUAAACUAGAAAGCAAGUUGAAAAUGACUUCAAGAAAAGUUUAUGGGAAUUGAGAAGAAGCUCUGGGAUAGGCAACCUGAACUCACAAACUAAUUACUUAACUCAACUCAUUUAGUAAUCAAUUUUAUUCUCAUUCAAACGACCAAGGUCAUCUCGAAGAUGAUAAUUAUCUAUUUGAAUACUCACUUAAUAAUUAGCAAAUUAAUUGUUUACUCUCAUACAAUAGCCAACUAAUAAACUACCUAACAUAUCUCUUAUAUUCACAUAUUUUUAAUAAAUUAAUGAAUACUAAUUUCUUGUAAUGUAAUGAAGUGUUUCGAUUACAAUUACCCGAGGUGUGUCAAAGGUCCCGAUGUCAAUUCUUUACACCGAUGAAACCUGAGUCUCACAAAAAUGUCGGGCCGAGGUGUUUUUGUUGACACACCUAGGUCAUCUUCACUUCAAGUAAAAGUGAUUUGGAGUUAAUAAUAUAAUUUAACAGAUUAAAUAUAUUGUAUUGCCAUUGAUUCGUGAUGGAUCGUAUCAGCAGUGCGGUCCAUCAAAAUUGUCAAUUAGACUUCAAAUAACUUUUACUUGGUGUUAAACCAUUUAAGUCAUAAUAGAUAGACCCUUACAACUUACAAGUUACAAUAAUCUUAGGAAUUGAUCAUAACUUUCACAAUUUAAAAUGAAAAGAUAAAUAAAUAUUCAUCAUAUCCUUUGGUAAUAUAAAUCAAAAGAGAAUUCUGUAAUUAUUCAUUUAUCCGUUUCAGCAUUUGGGUCGCAUAUGAGCAGUAUGUUACCCCAGAAAACAAAAUAUAAGCAAAGGAAUAACGGCACUGUUCAAAAGUGAGCCACACGCGCCAUAUAUGUCUCCUAGCAAACCAGCAAAAUAAAGGAAAAUUAAACAUAAAAAAAGGGAAAAUUAGAAGUAAAAAAAAAGCCCAAAGAUAGGCCCACCUACCAGCCGUCCAAGCACGGCAACUUGCAUCUCUGUCCUUUGAACAUUUUUCUGACCCCCAACAAAAAUAAUUCCGCUUAUAAAUAUCCCGUCGGCGUCUCUUUUCGAUUCAGAGGAAAAAAAUCACACGGCAGCCGAAUCCCUCCGCCGAUCAAAUCUCUCUCUCUCUCUCUCUCUCUUUAUCUCUCUUUCUCACUCCAGAUCUCUGGCUCGGCCGAUUAAAUAUGCUAUUCAACUUGAAAUCCUGGUCAAAGACCGUCUACGACGAAGAAUUCGACGAGCAAGAAGCGGCGAAUCAGGUGGUUAUUCGUCCACCGCAGGACAAAUUAGCGGUAGAUCAGGAGGCCGCGGAGGAGCCUUCGCCGGCCCCUCCGUCGCCACCAGAGAGCGCGAGCAGCUCUUCUACCGACGACGGCGGCGGAGGCGGAUGGUCGACGUCGCUGACGGUGUGGAGAAAAUCACUUGUAAUGAACUGCCAUGGUUUCACGGUGAUAAAUUCCGACGGCAAUCUCGUCUACCGCGUGGAUAAUUACUGCGGCCGCCCCGACGAACUCACCCUCAUGGACGCCGCCGGCAAGUCUGUCCUCACAAUGCUUCACCACACUAAGAAGUUUGGGCUGGUGGACAGCUGGCUAGUAUACGAGGGGGACGCGGAGGCGGCGGUGGUGGCGGGGCAGAACCCGGCGGCGGAGGCGGUGAGAUUCGUGCCGAAGAAGCCGAUGUGGUGCGUGAAGAAGCAGAAGGGCCUCCUGCUGUCGGCGGGCAGCAGCAGCAGCAGUAGUAAAGGUAAUGCGGUGGCCGCUUACGUGUACAAAGGGAGCUCGGGGAAGAGGAAUUGGUCGUACGCGAUCGAAGGGUCGUACGGUCAGAGAUCGUGCAAGGUGGUGGAGUACGAGUCGAGGAAGGAAGUGGCGGAGAUACGGCGGAAGGAGGCGGCGGUCGGAGGGGUUUCGCUGGGGGCGGAGGUGUUUGUUCUGUCCGUACGGUCAGGGUUCGACUCCGGCUUCGCCAUGGCUCUGGUUUUGCUUCUCGAUCAGAUGUUCUCGUGAUGAUUUUUUUUCUUUUUGGUGUUCUUAUAAUUAUUAGAUUUUUUCUUGUGUACAGUAGGCCUGCGGUAAUGUGUUGAAUUAUUAACUAAUCUGUUGAUUAAGUGUGUAAUAAUGGUGAUUAGCUUAAGCUAGCCGUGGGGAAAAUGUGGAAUGAGAGAGAGGUCACGGGCCAUAUAUCCUUGUGAUGAAAAGCUAGUGGGGGCGGGCAAUUUUGUUCGAUCGAAUCUGAUUGAUACGGCAGUUUAGUUUAUUUGUAAUAUAAAUACAAGAUUUUGGAUUUACUUGAUCAUGAAUCACAGGGAGAUCGAUCCAAUCCAGUGGUUGUUUUUCUUCUGCUCUCUUCUUUGUUCGAAUAAAUGAAAAAACAUUUAUUAAUAUUACGUAGGUUGUGAAUUGUGAUGGUAAGAAAGCUUUGGAAUGUCCAAAGAAACUCUUUGAAUGGUAAAAAAGUCAAAUAACCAGCUGGUAAUUGUAGUUGCAACAAGGCACCGACGACUUAGUUGUAAUAAAUUGAAAUCAACGGACUUGACAUUAAUAUGAAGAAACAUUUUUUUGUUAUACUUUGGAUUGUCAAUUUUUUUUGUUUCUCAUCGGUCUACUUUAGUUUUUAUUCUCGAGAAUGAAAUUUGAAUGGUAUAUCAAACUUUUCGACGUAAGAGAAUAGUAUUGAAUUUAUUCUUUACCGUUCCCAAGUCCCAACUAACCCGUGGAAUUUUACACGGUAUUGGAGCAUACGGUCGAAAUCAUAUCUUUCUACUCAUCAUAAUUCUUGUACAUCCUACACUUAGUUAAUUACUUUUUAGUUCUUACCAAUGUCUCCUGUUGAAAAACAAUUUUGGGUAUUAUUUGAUGAAGCAAAAUUUUGUGUGGCUAAUAGGUGAAUGACAGGUUUUACCUUGUUCGAAUUUUCAGCGAUAUGUCCCGACACACCUACAUAUACCCAAUGACGUUUUUGGAUUAAUUUAUCGUAUAUGAAGAAUUCAACAAAUUGUCGUUUUACUGCUGACAGAAAACAAGAGGCGUGCUGUCAUGGGAAUUUCUAGUUUGACGUUAUAUGGUAUAUAUAUAAUAUAGAUAAAGGAACUCAUUAAUUAAUUAUCGUUAACUUAAUCUAAUUAAAUGUUAAUCAGGCUGGAAAGGAUUGGACGUACGUUUGACUCAGCAAGCAACUUCUUGUGCAUUAUCGCCCAAUCCACUGAGUUGUGAGUUCUCUCCUUGUCCAGCUAUUUUCAAUCUUGUCAGUGGAUCGCACCGAAGUUUCCGCUUCCUUUUUUUCACAAGCAUUUAAUCCUUGAUUUCCUUUCACUAAACUUCAUUUAUUUAGGGUAGGGAUAGCAGUAGGUCGGCUUCAAUCGAUUAGUUUCUCCAAAUUUAAUGGGUGUGUCGUCAGACAAAUUUGGUAAAAUACUAGGAAUAAGUUUAGGAAGAUGAAACUCAAUCCAACUUUACGAAUACCGUAGAUAAAUGUGUACACAUAUAAGUUGACGAAUAAUUCUUCUAAACAUGCACUUUCGCGAACUAACACUUUCGUUUUAAGUAGGUAGGUUUCUUCUAAAGCUGUCGUCCACUCCACCAGUGGCCGCGCUUUUGCAGUUCCGGUUCUUCCUUUUCUUUUCACUCCCUUAGCUUUGUGAUUUUCGCAUGCAGCUCCUCCUUUAAACUUUAAAGCAAAAAUCAACGCAUCCAACAAAUAAGAAACUCAAAGCAAAAAUAACGAAGGGGGAGCCCAAAGAAGCAGUGUCUACUAGUGAAUGUUCUUUUGCCCUUUCAUUUUGGCACUUCUAUUUCGGCUCGUGGCAAUUGAAGGAUAAUAACGUGUCUUUCCAGCGUGAGAUAUAGAUGCAAGUUACUACCCUAGGAAUUAGGAAACAUCCUUUUGUUUCCUUCCGAUUGUUUUAGGCGAGACCUGUUCCAGCCGACUCUACAAGAUGUUUCGUUUUCUAAUCAUCUAAUGGUUGUUAAUUAAGGGUGUCCGUCCCUAAUUAUGAAUGGACCUCGCCUUCUGAUUGCCAGGACACACUCGAGAAUGGUUAAAUAAGGCGAGGGAAUUCUAUGUCAAGAGUUACUUUGUAUAAGAUUGUCGAGGUAUGAAUAUAAGAUCUCUCAACCGUUGAGGUCUGAAUAUAAGAAUUACUUGAUAUCAUGUCAAGGAUCAAUUGUUUUGCUUGCAAUAACUGGAGUUGUUUGGUAAAAGAAAAAAGAAAAAGAAUAAUACCCGGAAACUUGAGCCCCUUGUUUAGUAAUGAACAAUGAAGAAUUUAUGACUGAGCUCUUGUAAUAAUGUAUUAAUAUCGCUCUAUAUACUUAAAAGUUAAUACUCGUAAUUUUACCGAACGCAAACAACGUAACCAAUCAAUUAAUUAAUCUUGUGCAAAUCAGAGAAUGUUAUUAAACAAGAGAGAAAGAAACAGAAGAUAUAACAAAAAACAAGCAAUACACUCUAAGCGUAUGUUCCGAAAACAACGAUGGAUCCCAAGCCAUGAAUCAUCCCAAGACUCACAAUGCACAGCGACGACACUCUGCUGACAAAGUCAACCAAACACUCAAAAAAACAACCAUAAAAUUGCCCAUCAAAACACAACAAUAGGCAUAGCACAACAACAAUAUUAACAAAAAGAAGAAGGAAAAAAACACCAUAAAUAUAAUAUAAUAUAAAAAAAAACAUGUAGAAAAUGUUGAAUAUUCAACUACGGCAAAGAAUUCUUCUGUCGAGUUAAUUGGCAUGGUUGCGCUUGGUUUCAUUCUUAAUCGGAACGCAUGUACGUACUCUAUAUAUGAUGUGGGCAUUUGUCUUCGGGAUAAUGUAAGAUAACAUAGAUUUGCAUAUAUUAAUUGGAUCAAGGAUUGUUGUUUUCGGUGUACUUUAGCGGUUGUACGUAGUUUUUAUCCUUGGACAAAAGAACAGGAGAAUUGAUAAGAUUAUUAAAACCUUAAUUAUUAGAUAUAUGUUCGUAAAUGUUCCACUAAUCUAAUCCCUAGUUUUAACUCUAGGGUUCAAGAACCAGAGCAAGUACAACUGAGAUAUGGUUAAUUAACUCGAGGAGAAUUACUGUACAAAUAAAUAAACGCGUGUGUAUUAUUGAACCAACUUACUUGCUUCGCUUUAGGGUACACCCUUUUUCUGAUGUGUGGAAGAAACAGUCUCAAAAUCCUUACUUUAUCAUUUGAUUACCCUCCAAAUUCUCCCGCCAUGCAAUUGUAUAACAAUUAACAAAAAAUAAUAAGAUUUAUGAAAGAUCAUCUACAAUUUACAUGUAUAAUUUUAUUUCUGAAAUUACAAACCUAUUAUGGUUAUAAGAAUAAAAUUAUGAAAGAUCAUCUACAAUUUACAUGUAAUGCUAUAUUGUGUCAUCACAUUAACCAAAGGUCGAUGAUUAAAAUUUAAAAGUUGACAAUUAUAUUUUAAUUUUUGUGGUUGGUGCAUUCUAUACACUCGUAAAACACGAAUGUACUUCAGACACGCCUUUUAGUUCAAAUUAUUUAUGAUAAGGGAGGCCUUUAUGAAAGAGGAUUUUUUCCACACAAAAAAAAAUACAAGACUUUCUAAAAUUAUUCUCACAAUAUCACAUUUACACUAAAAUUUCUCAAUAAGCUCGUUCGGUUGACAAUGUAAUGAACACCGUAAACUUGUUUAUUUUGUGAAAUUUUAGUAUAAGUGUGGUAUUAUGUGAAUUUUUUUUAGUAAAUCUUAUAUUUUGGGGGAAAAUGCUAUGAAACAUCUGAGCAAAAGAUAGAAAAAUGUGUGGGCCUUAACAUAUUAUAUUCCGAGUCAAAUCAUUUAGGUGAAAUUGACCACUUUUGACCACUUGAUGGCUGGCUGGCUGGAGGUGAAAUUUCGCUGAGAGAGGAAAGCUGUAAUUUCGCGAGGCGAGCGCCAGCCCAUGCACACUGCUAUUUUGUUUUUUACCCACCUCAUCGGCAGGCAGGGCGUUGACCAGUAAAACUGCUCCUAUAGCAAAUCUUUGAACGUUGAUAAAUAUAAUUCCUAACAAUUAAUAAGUUGCGAUAUUAUGAACGAGUUUUUUUUAAUUAUUGUGGGUGAAAAAGUUAAACCAAUGUGCUGUAUAGUUGUUCCCUAUAGUAGUAGUUUUUCCCUUGGUUAGGACGGUGCUAACUAUUGUAUAAUUAGCACCGUAGCCGUUCCCGUUACCCAUAAUAUGCUUCGUUUCAUCAUCCAUGACUACUGGCUGAAUCUCUUAAUAAGCUUGGAAAAGUUAAUUAGGUUAUUAAAUCUGGAACUUUUGUUCGUAUUAUGUUUAGUUCAUAAACUUUAAUUAGUUAAUAUAAUGUAUUUUAGUAUCUAAAUAAUCUAUAACUUUUCAGAUUAUAAGUGUGAAAUAUUUGGUCAGAUCGGGGAAUCGAUAAUGAAAGAAAGUAAAGAACACACGAAUCUAUGUGUUUCACUAACACAAUGUGUGUUAGUACACAGGCAGGCAAAAGUCAGUUUCGCUAUACUUGAGGAUAUACAAAUUGUAGAGAGAUUGAGAAAUAUGUGUAAUACUUCUCCAUACCCGGCCUAACCUAAGAACACUUCUACUAUGCUUGAAAGUAUAAUUUGAAGUUGUACCAUAACGUUAAAUGUACAAAUUGAAGUAACAUGAAGGUACAACUUAAGUUUGUACUAGGGAUGACAACUUUGCCCAUACCCAUGGGUUUCUUACUAUCCAACCCAAUUGGGUUGGGUAUGAAAUCCAAAUAGAUGGAUAUGGGUAGAGUUUGAUGGGUUUGUACCCAUACCCAUUUACUUUGGGUUGAGUUGGGUUUAUAUCAAAUGGAUUUGGGUUUGUACCCAUGCCCAAAUACAAAUUACAGUUUGGUACCCAAACUUAAUAGACAUGCAUAUUUAGUACCUAAAUUUAAUUUUUUUUGCAUAUAAGUCCUCAAAAUAUCGAUGGAAAAUUACGUUUUGGUACCUAUAUUUUUUAGUCUUACAUUUUGGUACCUAAACUUUUCAAGUUUUGCAAAUAGGUCCAAUUUUUGCAUGUGUAGUUAAAACACCCUCAAGUAAAUGGAUAUCCAUAUCCAACCCAUACCCAUUUAGAUUAUGGAAGCCCCAAACCCAAACCCAUCUAUGAACCCCCAAAUCCAUAUGCACUUCACCCAUAUCCAACCCAUUAUCAAUGGGGUCUACUUGGGUUUGGGCAUAAUUACCCAUGGGUGGGUAAUUUGCCAUCUCUAGUUUGUACCAUAAAGGGAUUUUACAAAACAGUAUAUGUACAAACAAUUUGAAGUUAUACCAUAACGUUAAAGGUACAACUUCAAGUUGUACCAUAAAGGGCUUUAAAGCAUUGUAAAAUUCCUCACUGACAUUAAUCAAAUAUGGUUAAGAAUAAGGUAAUAGACCCCGUGACUUCCCGUCGACUACAGAUAAUCCGAUUCAAGUAAGAUAAUCCGAUUCAAGUCAUACUCAACGUCACAUACUCAAUAAGCCAACUCAUAAGCUAUAAAUCGAUUUGCUAUUAAUUCGUUAGUCAAGCGGCUAGACUACCGUACCGUCGAGCUAGCUAAUGAGUUCAAAAUAAAUCAACUCAACUAGCCACCAAAUUGAACUACCUUAUAAGCCUCACAAGUUAAAUAAAGACCGACUCGUUUAAUUUUGAAUCGAACAUCAAAUUACUAAGCGGCUUGACUCAUUUGCCGCCAUAUGCCCAUAUGUGAUAUAUGUAGUAUAUUUGGCGGCCAGUUAGAUUAGACUAGAUGGCUAGAUGCCGAUGCUACUUGGGAAAAGUUGGACCAGCAGUCUUAUUUUAUAUGGUCUAUUAUGCACUUCAUAAAUAGUUUGGUGGGCAAUUAAAUGAAGAGUCGGCAAGAUAAAAUAGAACACGGAAAAUAAGUUGGGUUAGUAGAAAUUAGUGAGAGAACCAAACCAACUAAAUAAUUAAUUAAUAGUUUAUUUCCAUGGCCAUGCAUGAGAGUGACUCCUAAUUAAUAGCUAGUGCCUCGGUUUCUACCUUUUUUCCUUCCGACUUAGAACAAAAUUUUUUUAACUAAGAAAUUUGGGAUUUACCUGUUUGAUGAGGGUCAAACACUAUAACAGGCCUCGGUGAGGGUCGACCACAGGAUCUGGCACUUCUCGAAAUGAGCGUCCACCGAGAAUUUCACUACUAAAUUAAAUAAGGAGUAAAUUACAAAAUUUAAAUUUAAAUUUGCAGAACCCACAAAAUCUCGUAUGUUAUUAUUACCGGUAAAAUUCUUAUCAAGGACAAUAAAAUAUGAAAUUUUGU
This is a messenger RNA of Linum trigynum, 10126 nucleotides long. The record is from the annotation of a GenBank genome assembly. Lineage: Eukaryota; Viridiplantae; Streptophyta; Magnoliopsida; Malpighiales; Linaceae.